Molecule: messenger RNA, 3031 nt
Organism: Momordica charantia (bitter melon)
Lineage: Eukaryota; Viridiplantae; Streptophyta; Magnoliopsida; Cucurbitales; Cucurbitaceae
Gene: AIB
Product: ABA-inducible BHLH-type transcription factor
Biological process (GO): regulation of DNA-templated transcription
Cellular component (GO): nucleus
Molecular function (GO): transcription cis-regulatory region binding; protein dimerization activity; DNA-binding transcription factor activity
Source: RefSeq, a predicted model, not a curated record
GCCCACAACUUAAUUGCCGACUACUUCUCAAACUCCCAACCAAAUAUAUCCAAUCCGCGGCUUUAACUAGGGUUAAUAUUUGACCCUCGUGUUUGGAUUUUACUUAACCACGGUUAUGAUAUUUUCUCGUGCGGUUUGUGGGAUUGGGAUUUAGGGGAAGACGAAGAGCGGCAGAGGAAAAAGAAAAAAAAAAAGGUAAAAGAGAAAAAGGAAAACCCAUUUCACCUCCGCUCUCUGUAUUUGAGUUUCUUCUUCGUUUUGCAUUUUCAUUUUCUCCACUUCAUCCGUCCUGGAAAACAGAGAAACGAAAGGAAAGGAAAGGAAAGUGGGGAUUCUGCUUAUAUUGGUUUCGUUAUUUGUCGCGUGAAAUAACUGCUUGUUUGUUUUCCAAGAAAGAAAAAUCUUUUCCUCAAUUGAGGCUGUCGCUUUCCUGGGAAUGUUUAUAGCCCUCCGAGACUCUUCCCUUAUCUUGCCAUCUUCUUUUCAGCACAUUUCGCAUGCCCAGUACCGGUCGGUUCUCUAUCUCUCUUAUAUUUCCUGGGUUUUUGGGUGAUUGAUUUUGGGAUUCGUAUCUGUUUUCGUGGGGUUUUGUUAGAUUUUUUUGUUUUGUUUUUUAAUCUGUGGGAUCUAGAGAAUGUUCUGGCGACGGUGUUGUUGAUAGAGGGAUAAUCUUGUGUGGGUAUCUGAUAAUGGUUUGAGGAGUUCUCAAGCUUUUCUGACUGAGAUUUGAUCUGGGUUUUGCAAUUUAGAAGCCUGUGUGUUGUGGGUGUGUUUCUAUUCUUAGUUUUGGGGGUUUAGAGAUGAAGAUUGAGAACGGGUUGCGGAGUGUGGGUGGGAAGGAUGAGGAUAAGACAGUGGUUGCUGCCGUUCUGGGGACUCGAGCUUUUAAUUACUUGAUGUCUUGCUCUGUUUCGAACGAGAAUCUGUUUAUGGCUGUGAGGAAUGAUGAGAAUUUGCAGAACAAGCUCUCGGAUCUGGUGGAAAGGCCUAACGCCUCCAAUUUCAGCUGGAACUAUGCAAUUUUCUGGCAACUUUCCCAUUCAAAAUCUGGUGAAUGGGUUUUGGGAUGGGGGGAUGGAUCGUGUAGGGACCCCAGGGAUGGAGAGGAAACAGAGGCUACGCAAAUUCUUAGUCUUCGGCUCGAAGACGACAGCCAGCAGAGGAUGAAGAAAAGGGCUCUGCAGAAGCUUCACAUGCUGUUUGGAGGCUCUGAUGAGGAUAAUUAUGCUCUUGGAUUGGACAGGGUUACUGACACUGAAAUGUUUUUUCUUGCUUCCAUGUAUUUCUCCUUCCCUCGUGGAGAGGGGGGCCCUGGAAAGUGUCUUGCGUCUGGGAAACAUAUCUGGCUUUUGGAUGUGCUCAAUUCGCCGGCUGAGUAUUGCGUGAGAUCGUAUCUCGCUAAAUCUGCAGGAAUUCGGACGGUUGUUCUGGUACCAACUGAUGUUGGAGUAGUUGAAUUGGGUUCUGUGAGAUCCGUGAGUGAGAGCUUAGAAUUAGUGCAGUUCAUUAGAUCAUUGUUUUCAUCUCAAAAUUCUCUUGAUAGAGUGAGGUCAUCUGCUCCGAUGUCGAUGAUGGCUGAAAGAAAAGAUGAAAACACCCCGUUUGUGAGUCCAGGGAUUGCAGAAAGAGCAGAAGGGGGGAUUCCUAAGGUUUUUGGGCAGAGUUUGAACUUGGGGAGCAUGGGUAGAUCUCAUUUCAGAGAGAAACUGGCGAUUAGGAAGAUGGAUGAGAGGUCAUGGGAAGCUUGUGCUAAUGGAGGUAGAAUUCAGUUUCAAAGCCCCCGAAAUGGCAUUCACAGCCCGAGUUUAGCACAUGUUCAUAGUCUCAAACAGGGGAAUCCGACAGAAAUUUAUGGUUCUCCAACUCCACCAGCAAAUAAUAAUCACGAGCAGCAGCUCGUCAAUGGAGUCAGAGAUGAUUUUUGUCGUAAUCCGUAUCAAUCACAGAAGCUGGUCCAGAUGCAAAUUGAUUUUUCUGUGGCAACAUCAAGGCCUUCUGUGGUCACCCGUGUAGGUGGAGAUUCGGAGCAUUCAGACGUAGAGCCUCAAUGCAAAGAAGAGGGGCUUGGCACUGAUGAAAGACGACCACGCAAGCGAGGCAGAAAGCCUGCCAAUGGUAGGGAGGAGCCACUAAAUCACGUGGAGGCGGAGAGACAGCGCCGUGAGAAGUUGAACCAGCGGUUCUAUGCUUUACGAGCUGUCGUGCCCAAUAUCUCCAAGAUGGACAAAGCUUCACUGCUUGGUGAUGCCAUUGCUUACAUUAAUGAGCUUCAAGCAAAAGUCAAGGCCAUGGAAUUCGAACGCGAGAAAUCUGGUAUCACCUCAAGUGAUGCAACCCCUUCGGAGGUGAACCCAGAAAUAGAAAAUAAAGAUCUAUACCCUGAUGUCGACGUCGACGUUGAAGCUUCCCAUGAUGGAGUCAUCGUGAAGGUCAGCUGCCCGUUGGAAUCACACCCUGCAUCAAGAGUUAUCAAGGCAAUGAAAGAUGCUCAGAUCAAUGUUGUUGAUUCAAAACUUUCUGAAGAAAAUGACACAGUUUUGCACACAUUUAUCAUCAAAUCUCCAGGAUCCGAGCAACUGACGAAGGAACAGUUGAUAGCUGCGUUUUCGCGGGACUCCAAUCCAUUACAUGCUCUAUCAACAGUUGGGUAGCACAAGUACUACAAUAACAUAGUGCAUACAUAGGUUGGUUAGUAUGUAGUGAAGAGCCCAACUGAAAGCUUCUUCAGAAGUUUUGAUUUACAGCAGGUAUUCUUACAGGAAUUACACUUCCAGUGAGAAGUAGGCAAAUAACUAUUUAUUGUUAACCAAGUAGGAGAGCAGAAUUUAUGUUGUUUAUAGUACACAUUGUUACUAUUAUUAUUACUAUUCUGUCAUAAUGAAGUAUUCUUGCAAGAUGAACUAGAUCUGUAAGGUAGGAAGUUUUUUCUUUUGGGUCUAGUCAGUCAAGUGUUCUUAUUGGUUUAUUAAGAAGCUCCUAAAUUGUUCAUGUUCUUUUUAAUGUCAGCUCAUCACAAUUCUUUUGUUCUUUA